This is a messenger RNA of Python bivittatus (Burmese python), 1521 nucleotides long. RefSeq names its product RIC3 acetylcholine receptor chaperone (gene RIC3). The record is from RefSeq and is a predicted model, not a curated record. Lineage: Eukaryota; Metazoa; Chordata; Lepidosauria; Squamata; Pythonidae. Gene Ontology annotation, biological process: synaptic transmission, cholinergic; protein localization to cell surface. Gene Ontology annotation, cellular component: neuronal cell body; neuron projection; intracellular membrane-bounded organelle.
UCUCCCCUAACGACCCUAAACUCUAUGGUAGCGCCGUGCUUAGAAUGAGGAGGGGGUGGAUGUGACGCUAAGGGGAGUUGGCGGGGUAUCGUGUUUCCGGUUGUGGCUGGUGCGGGAUUGUUGCCAUGGCGUACUCUGCGUUCCGGAAAGUGGCUUUGGCCUCUUGCAUAGUGUUAUGCGUGUCGCUGCUCCUGCCGAAGGUCUUCCGUUCGCGGGGCUGGAGGCAGCCAGAGCCCUCCACUGCCCUCCCGUCCGCUCCGUCUGCCAUACUGGAGGAAAAAAGCAGUAGCCACUUUCCUCCAACAGCGCGUCCCCAGAUAUCUCCAGAAGUCAGACCACCUGCUCCCCAUUUUCCAAGAUCUCACCUUGCUGAGGCCAUUGCCAAAGCCAAGGGUGGAGGCGGAGGAGGAGGUGGAGGCAGCAGCAGUGGGAGAGGUCUUGUAGGACAAGUCAUCCCAAUAUAUGGAUUUGGGAUCCUAUUAUACAUCCUAUACAUUCUUUUUAAGCUUUCUUCUAAGGGGAUGAUCUCAACAGUUGAGCAUAAAUGUCCUCCUUCAGCACCUGGAAAUAAAAACCGGAAGAUCACUGAUUAUGAACUUGCUCAGCUUCAAGAUAAACUGAGAGAGACUGAAGAAGCCAUGGAAAAACUAAUCAACAGAGUGGGACCCAACUGCGAAAGCAGGUCCCAAAAUGUCACUACUGAUCAGGAGAAAAGGCUUCUCCAACAACUCCGAGAAAUUACUAAAGUCAUGAAAGAAGGCAAACUUAUUGACAGCAUCUCCCCUGAAAAAGAAGCAGAAGAGGCUCCUUAUAUGCAAGACUGGGAAGGUUAUCCAGAAGAGACCUUUCCUGUUUAUGAUAAUUCUGAUUGCUUCAGGCACAGACAGGACACGAUUCUGGUAGAUUGCCCAGAUCCAAGCCAGCCUUCUGCUGAAGAGAUAGCUGAGAGAAUGGAGUUUCUGGACAAUGAGGACUGUUUGUGUAGUGAAACUCUUUUGUCUGCUCUUGCCAUAGUGAACAAUGGCUCUGCAGCAGGAUCUGAGAAGAACCAGCAGACCACAUUCAGUGCUCAGAGUGGGACUGGCCAUAACUUUGAGGAAUGCUAUUGUUGCCACUAUGAAGAGGAUGAUCCUGCUGUUCUAGCAGAAAAUUCAGGAUUCUUCUCUGAUAGCUGCAGUGAAACAGAAGAGCUAGUCAAAGGGGAGCUGCUGGUGGAUUGUGAUUAUGAAAAUAUGGUAUCUACAGAGCAAAAGGAUGGAGAUCCCGAUGAAAUUGGUAUCCUAAGAAAGCGAAACACAAAAGGCACUGAGUUGCUAGGACACUGAGGAUUGUGCACAAUCAUGUCACUUGUACAGACUGUGAUCUUUGCUUUUAGGACAAAGCUUAUCUUCUCUGUUGUGUGUCCAGUUGAAAUCCUGCAACAGUAUUAAUUGUCUCCCUUGCUGUAGCCUCCAAAGAUUUUGAAAACACGAUCAUUUUACACAGUUUUUCUAUGCACUUUUCUUCAGCUUUUGUCUUCAA